UGAUCGAACCGUUGAACCUGGAGAAAGCUGUGGAUCUGUACCAGAAGGCAGCAGGUGUGUUCGAGAACGAGGACCGGCUGCGUCAGGCCGUAGAGCUGCUGGGCAAAGCCUCCCGACUCCUGGUCCGGUUAAAAAGGCUGGACGAAGCGGCGGUGGCGCUGCAGAAAGAGAAGAACAUGUACAAAGAGAUUGAGAACUUCCCCAUGUGCUUCAAGAAAACGACAGCUCAGGUGCUCGUCCACCUGCACAGAGGCGACUACGUGGCGGCCGACAAAUGCGUCCGGGAGAGUUACAGUCUGCCCGGCUACAGCGGGAGCGAGGACUGCGUGGCCAUGGAGACGCUGCUGCAGGGCUACGACGAGCAGGACGAGGACCAGGCGUACCGCGUGUGCAACUCGCCUCUGCUGAAGUACAUGGACAACGACUACGCCAAGCUGGCCAUCUCCCUGAAAGUACCAGGCGGAGGGAAGAAGAAGAAGGCAGCUGCUGCUCCACAAGGUGGCGCCAGCGGGGCGCCGGCUGCUGCUAACGAGGAGGAGGAUGAGUAUGAAGGCGGCCUGUGUUAGCCUUCAUCCAUGGGUGCUCCCCUCUGUGACUUCAAACCCCUCUCUGCUCCGCCGGCCGUUUCACCUUCAAUGUGCAGAAAAUACAAUCAGCCGCUGAUGCAGGAAUCGUUGAUGUUAAGCCUUUAAGUUUGAGGCGACUCUUCGGCUGUUUUAUSUCCUUGUUGUAUCAUUUGUCGUCUCUGUGAAGCUGUACAUUCUGCUGUUUGUCGUGUGUUGGUAGUUUACUGCAGAUAUAUUCAAACCAUAAACUAAAUGUGUCUGAGGUUUAUUUGUACAGAUAAUUUAUUCAGUAUUCACAGAUUUUACUGAAGCAAUAUGCAAUCAUGAUGGAAGUGCAUGUUUAAAACGAAUAAAGUGAUUUAUUGAAACCAAA
This is a messenger RNA of Austrofundulus limnaeus, 939 nucleotides long. RefSeq names its product gamma-soluble NSF attachment protein. Lineage: Eukaryota; Metazoa; Chordata; Actinopteri; Cyprinodontiformes; Rivulidae. Gene Ontology annotation, molecular function: soluble NSF attachment protein activity; syntaxin binding. Gene Ontology annotation, cellular component: SNARE complex; vacuolar membrane. Gene Ontology annotation, biological process: intracellular protein transport. The record is from RefSeq and is a predicted model, not a curated record.